UCUGACACGUGGGUAUGGUGAAAGUUAUGUUGCUUCAUCAUGACAGCUACUGAUCCAUCGUUUCAGAACCACUCUUAAGCAGAUGGCCGUCCAAGUGCAUAACAAAGAUAAGCCGCAUCCCAUUAUUUCAUUCCCAACCUCAACAGCCCAUCGUCUUUAUUUCUUGCUAUUACGAAAGCCAUAGAUGUCAAAUGGCCCGGAUAACAGACAGAAUAUAAAAAUGACAUAUUAAGGGAGUCUCUACUGUUCAAGACGAAACCACUUACCAGAUUUGAAAAUUUGAGAGAUUUCUAUUGAAGUGAAAGAGAGAGACUGUGCAAAAUGCUUGAGCCAUACAAUCAACCAAUGGACACCUUCCUUUCCCGGAAAUUGGAAGAGAGAUGGAAUGACAUUUUAAGGAAUGACGUCGACAUUCAGAGUCCUCAGAAACCCUCUUUCUUUAAGAGUCUCAAAGAUGGUGGCCAUUUAAAAUGCCUACUUCUGACUUUAUUGAUCUUUGGUUGCGUAGCAGUCAUCGUGUGGUGCCGAGUUGCCCAAAUUAGUCGACUCGUCGUCAAUUUCCAUCAUUUCCCCGUCAGUAGUAGGCAGAAGACAAGUCCUUGCGACGAGGGUUAUGUCUACAUUCCAGUUGCUUUCAUGAUUAUGCUGUAUUUGGUAUACUUGGUAGAAUGCUGGCACAGUUCGACAAGAUUGGAAUUGACAUACAAAGUGGAUGGCAAUGAUAUUCAACAGUAUAUAGAGCGAAUGAAGGAAUCCAAAGCUAUCAUAUGGUGGAAGGCUAUCUCAUACCACUACGUCAGACGCACCAGACAAGUUACACGAUACAGAAAUGGAGACGCCUACACUACUUCGCAACAAUAUCUUGAAAGGGUGAAUUCUCGAGUAGCUGCUUCUUGCUACGUAUACACCCACUGUGGAUCAAGAGAUGUAUCAAACAAAUUGAUUGAUUUGGAAAAAAAUCCCCGAACAAAAAUACGCUUUUCUAAGGAUUAUUGCUUUGCAUCGAUUGACGCAGCAAUUGACUAUUACGGACAAAGAGACAGAUUUUACAGGGAAAACGCACCUUUCGAUGAACACAUGGAAAUUAGGGAAGGAGUAGAUUUGCUAGGAGUAGAUUUUCACCCUUUGAUGAUCACAGUAGCCAACAAGGAUAAGUUGCCCUGGUAUAUAUCCUUGGGAAUAUUUUGGCUAUUUUCGCUUUUCCUUUUGUCCUGGCCAUUACGUAUAAUUAUCGACAGCCAAACAGCAUUCGUCGAAUACAAGAUAAAGAAAGCUUUCGGUACCUGCUCACCAUCCAGUCUGCGAGAGGAACAGUUACAUCGGAUCCGUACAGUUGACAGCGUUGAAAUGGAGCGUUUGAUUGCAAACCGCUUGAACCUGGCACCUAGUUACUCAGAAGCAGUUCUGCUCGACAACAGCUAUGCUUACUCUUCACUUGAAUCUGGGCUUCAUUUGGACAAUCAAACACCAUCCAACCAUCGCCAUCAACGUCGUCAUUCAUCAAGUAGAGCAGAAGACACAGAGUUUAUCCUUCCAGAACAAAGAAGAAUACCCAAAUCCAUCAGCCUACCAUUCAAACCCUUCCAAGAAAUGCGCAGACUCAGCAUGAGCCGUCGUCUGAUUCCACCACGCUCAUCAAGAGAAACUCCACCUUGUUAUGAUGAGGCUGUUAUGUACAGCUAUCCUCUCGUUCGCUAUGUGAAUCUGAGAAGAUCAGCAACUGAUCGAGAUUUGUCCGUUUUACGUCCACUGAGAUCUUCAUGGAAUAACUUGUUUCACUGGAUGAAACGAACCAAUGAAACUGAAUUGUGAUCGUAUUUUGUUAUUGAUGUUAUCAACUCUUCUUUUCACCCGCUUUGUGUCAUGCAUGUCCUGCACUGUUUUAUUUUCUGCAUGAA
Molecule: messenger RNA, 1898 nt
Organism: Argiope bruennichi
Lineage: Eukaryota; Metazoa; Arthropoda; Arachnida; Araneae; Araneidae
Product: transmembrane protein 151B-like
Exons: 7
Coding region: 322-1812 (496 amino acids)
Source: RefSeq, a predicted model, not a curated record